AUUUCAAAGUUAAUUCUCUCUCUCUUCACCAAAGAAAUCUGGAAAACUCUCUCAUUCUCGAACAAACCCUAGCCGCCGCCUCCUCCUCACUCCUUCAGUGUGUCUCCGGCGGUCGUUACAUUGCUCCACCAUCUUCAUCCUCUCCUUUUCAUCUGUAAUUAUACUCUAUCAAAUUUAUUUCAAGUCAAAGAUGAUUUUAAAUUUCCCUACGACCAUCUUUUCGGCUAGAUCUUGACAUCCACGUACAAGCUUUUGAAAAUCUAUCACCAUAAAAAGAGUCCCCUCCAUCUUCUCUACAAAACCCAUUUAGAAAUAACAGUAACGGACAACCUUCGCCGGAGCUUGCAACCACCGCGCCGGGAAAGAGCUUACGUGUUUUCAUCCCAAUCUUGUAUGUUGUCCAGAUCUGGGUUAGAAUUUUUACACAAACACUUAAACCUGGGCUGUUGUCUUCAUCAAGUUCAAACAGUGUGUUGAAAAACAAUGGCAAGUGCACCUGCUCAAAUCCCUACAAGCUUUGGACAUGAAUUGAGGGCUUGUCUUCGUUGCCGCCUUGUCAAAACCUACGAUCAGUUUAGGGAGUCAGGAUGUGAGAACUGCCCAUUUUUACAGAUGGAAGAAGAUCAAGAGCGUGCUGUUGAAUGCACCACCCCCAAUUUUAAUGGGAUCAUUUCUGUAAUGGAUCCAACUCGAAGCUGGGCCGCCCGUUGGUUGCGCAUUGGAAAAUUUGUUCCUGGUGUUUACACUCUUGCUGUCUCAGAGGCUCUUCCAGACGAUAUGCAGGCUAUUUGUGAGGAUAAGCAUGUGCCAUAUACACUUCCCAAACGUUCGUGAAACAAGUAAAUAUAGGCCUUGUGACAUCUCUAACAUGGUUGGAAUCGAGUAUGUAUUGAUGUGGACUUUAGUGCUAGUUAUGUUUGAAUGCAUUAUUGAAAUGCGUUGUUAAAAUUAUCUAAACAGAAGUUAGUUAGUGUGUACGUGAGAAGAGCUCAUGAAACUAAAUGUAAUAUAGGCUUCCUUUUGACUGAUAUGUUGUUGGCCAAAGUAAUUUAUCAAACUACUAUCAUGCAAGCGAAUUACCAAUUUGCGUUCUUUUGGUCAUGCUGGAAAUUUUCACUUUGGUUUA
This is a messenger RNA of Medicago truncatula (barrel medic), 1126 nucleotides long. Its product is annotated as transcription elongation factor SPT4 homolog 2. Lineage: Eukaryota; Viridiplantae; Streptophyta; Magnoliopsida; Fabales; Fabaceae. Gene Ontology annotation, molecular function: zinc ion binding; RNA polymerase II complex binding. The transcript has 6 exons. The coding region runs from base 484 to 834 and encodes 116 amino acids. Gene Ontology annotation, biological process: transcription elongation-coupled chromatin remodeling; regulation of DNA-templated transcription; transcription elongation by RNA polymerase II. Gene Ontology annotation, cellular component: DSIF complex; nucleus. The record is from RefSeq and is a predicted model, not a curated record.